UAGGCGCAAACUAUCUCCUAUGAAUGUACACAUGCAGUUUAGCUCCCAGCACCGAUCCGAGUCUCGUGCAGUGCGGGUGGCCCACCACGUGCCGCCUCGCCUUGUCCUUGGCCUGGCGGCCAAUCAUGCCCGCGGUGAGACAUGGCCCGCCUCGACUGCUGGACUGGGUGGUGUGGUGUGGUGUGGUUGUCUGGGAUUGGGAUUCGCGGCCGGGUUGCGUUGGCUAGGCUGGUUGUGGAUGUACAUACAUACAUACAUACAUGCGCCACCGACGAUGGGGGUCGGUCGACGGAGCGGGGCGACGGUGAACCCGGAGAGCUGGGUCACGCUAGUGCAGGAUUUACCGUGCAUAAAAGAACGGGGCUGGGCUGAUGGCGAGCGCCGUGGCGAUGGCUUCGGACAGGGACUGGGUCGCGAUCAGAGCAAGGGGCAGAGUUUUCGCUCGCAGGCAUGGGGCUCGGGCACGGUACCAGAAGGGAGCCAGCCGGCUGAUCGGUCUCCCCGGGUUGGGGUUCGCUGUCGAGUGGCUUGUGCGGACGGAGUCCCUAGCUGAAUAGGUAGGUCAAAGCGGCCGAGAGGACGCGAGACGGAGAGGACGCCGGGGCAAGCACUCGGUGCUGAAGCUCUACCGUUGAGUUGUCAGGUGCUGUUCAACAUGAGAAGAAAAAAAACGGAGAGAGGUAUGAGAUACGGAGAUAGUAGAGGGGAGAAGGCAAGCAGCAAUGAGUAACUAGAAGAGAACACUAAUCGGGCUCAAGUCCGUUCUCUUCUUUGUUCUGGUCAUAAACAAUAUUGGGCAGGGUUAUAGUAACAACCCGUGAUAAAUGGUAGUGUGACGUUGUUGAG
This is a messenger RNA of Chaetomium fimeti, 846 nucleotides long. RefSeq lists its product as uncharacterized. NCBI's taxonomy places the organism in Eukaryota, Fungi, Ascomycota, Sordariomycetes, Sordariales, Chaetomiaceae. The record is from RefSeq and is a predicted model, not a curated record. The annotation marks the transcript as partial. The transcript has 2 exons.